Molecule: messenger RNA, 234 nt
Organism: Caenorhabditis bovis
Lineage: Eukaryota; Metazoa; Nematoda; Chromadorea; Rhabditida; Rhabditidae
Source: the annotation of a GenBank genome assembly
AUGACGAAAGUAGAGCUAUAUCUAAUUAUUUACAACAAUCUACUGAGGUACGACAUCGAACCACGCGGCGAGCUGCCAACAAUCAUGAAGCUACUGCCAUUGAAUGUCACCAAAGCAGCGCCAAGUGUUCUCAGGGAUGAGAUUGCGGAUUCGCCCCGACUUCCCCCAAGAAUGUAUGGAUUCAUUUCUAAUUCGUUCUGCAUAACAUCGACGGAAAUAGUCCAGAGAUGCUGA